AUGGUCCAGAAAGCGCCCCAGGUCGUGGCGGCGCCGCUGUCAUCGCCCGAAGUCCCCAGCGGUCCACUGCCUCUGAGCGGAAAGGUGUUUGCCAUCACGGGCGGCGCGAGCGGCAUUGGCCGGGCGACUGCUCAGGUACUGUCAAGACGGGGAGCGACUGUCUGCGUCGCCGACGUGGAUCACGAAGCGAUGAAGGCUGCCGAGGACUAUUUCAGCUCCUUUGGGGUGCCGCAUAUGGUCACCAAGGUGGAUGUCUCCAAGCGAAAGGAGGUUGACGCCUGGAUCGAGUCGAUUAUCAAAGAGUAUGGCCGGCUGGACGGCGCUGCCAACGUAGCAGGAGUCAUUGGAAAGUUUCACGGCGUGUCCCCAGUCUCAGAGCUCGACGACGAUGAAUGGGAUAGGAUUAUUGGCGUCAACCUGACCGGGACAAUGUACUGCAUGCGGGCCGAGCUGAGGAAUAUCGUCGACCGCGGGUCCAUUGUCAAUGUCUCUUCCAUCCACGGCCUCAAGGGCUUUGCAAGGCACGGCGCAUACGACGCAAGCAAGCACGGCAUCGUCGGCCUCACCCGAGCCGCCGCCCUUGAAAACGGCGAGCGCGAGAUCCGCGUCAACAGCGUGGCCCCCGGCGCCAUCUACACCCCGCUGAUGCAGAAGAACUGGGACUUUUCCGGCCGGCCAAAGGACGCUCCGUUUGACGAUCCGACGGCGUUCCAGCGGCAGGGCACGGCGGAGGAGACGGCGAAUGUGAUUGCGUUUCUGCUGGGGCCCGAGAGCACGUUUGUGAGUGGGAGCGUGUAUCGCGUGGACGGAGCCUGGAUUUGA
Molecule: messenger RNA, 822 nt
Organism: Trichoderma reesei QM6a
Lineage: Eukaryota; Fungi; Ascomycota; Sordariomycetes; Hypocreales; Hypocreaceae
Exons: 2
Coding region: 1-822 (273 amino acids)
Source: RefSeq, a predicted model, not a curated record